UGUUUGCCUUCUUAGAUAAUACUUAGUAGACUUUAGAAAUUCAUAGACUCCUGACUCCCCUAUAUUAGCAAUAGUCGCUCGCUGUUCGCAUUCGUGGCGUUUAUAAUGUCCGAGGACACAGGUUUGUAAUCCAAACCUGCAGCUGUCAAAAUGAAUACGGUUCUCUACUGUACGUACCACCAUUCUACCGUAACGUCCCCUGCAACCUACCGUAUCGCAUGUCCUCGUGCGUCAGCGUUGCAAGUGGAGUGAGUCCUCUGUGGGGAGACGAGAACACGGACGGUACAGAAGAAGCAAUGCUGCAUCAGUUAAAACCUGGAAAACUUGCGGCCAAAUCGUUCGAUUAUACCGAUAAGAUAGAAGUUACCACCAGAUUCUGACCAGGGCUGAAUGCAAGAAGGGACCUGUUUAUCCUGAAACUCUAAAAGGCUGAAAGAAUAAAAAAUUUUACUGUAAAAGAGGCACGAAGAGGC
Fusarium redolens is the source of this 473-nucleotide messenger RNA. RefSeq lists its product as uncharacterized. The transcript has a single exon. NCBI's taxonomy places the organism in Eukaryota, Fungi, Ascomycota, Sordariomycetes, Hypocreales, Nectriaceae. The record is from RefSeq and is a predicted model, not a curated record. The coding region runs from base 219 to 380 and encodes 53 amino acids.